AUGCAGAAACGUAGUGAUUUAUCCGACGUCAAAAAGGGCAUGAUUAUGGGCUUUCGGACCAAGGGUGGAAGUAUUUCAGAAACGGCUAAUUUUGUGAACUGUUCGAGUGCCGCCGUGGUAAAAGUAUACCAUGUAUGGCAAAAUGGCACUCUUCAAAAUACGCAGCGUGGCACAUGUGGUGCACCACAGGUUAUAGAUGACAGAUGUGAGCGAAGGCUACGAAGAUGUGUUCAGGCGAAUAGACGUGAAACUGUUGAGCAACUGACCUCCCAGAUGAACCAAGGGGCUACCAAGAGUGUAUCCUCAAUAACUUUUCAGCGAACGUUGCUGCUCAUGGACCACAGCAGCAAACCCCUGGUUAAUGCACCUAUGCUGACUGCUGUUCAUCGGCGACGAAGGCUGGAAUUUGCACGCCACUACCGAAAUUGGACGUCCACAAAGUGA
Messenger RNA from Parasteatoda tepidariorum (common house spider), 444 nucleotides. Lineage: Eukaryota; Metazoa; Arthropoda; Arachnida; Araneae; Theridiidae. The record is from RefSeq and is a predicted model, not a curated record.